Messenger RNA from Thlaspi arvense, 765 nucleotides. NCBI's taxonomy places the organism in Eukaryota, Viridiplantae, Streptophyta, Magnoliopsida, Brassicales, Brassicaceae. The record is from the annotation of a GenBank genome assembly.
AUGUCUUCUUCUUCAACUUCACUCUUCUUCUUCUUCUUUGCUUCCACAUUCCUCUACACUUCAUCAAACUCAUUCAACAUCACAAACAUGUUAUCCCAAAACGAUGAUUUCUCCACCUUCAACAAACUUCUCUCCCAAACCCAGCUCGCUUCUACCAUCAACGAACGUCAAACCAUAACCGUCCUCGCCCUUUCCAACGACGCACUCUCCUCCCUCUCCGACCAAUCGACCGCCGAUAUCAAGAGAAUCCUCAGCCUCCACGUCGUUUUAGAUUACUACGACAUCAAGAAACUCAAGAAUCUGAACAACAAAACAGUAAUACUCACCACUCUCCUCCAAUCGAGCGGUCAAGCUAAAGGCCGACAAGGGUUCCUAAACGCGACCGUUCUGAAAAACGGUGACGUUGUGUUUGGAUCUGCGGUUCCUGGAUCUAUCCUUGACGCUCAGCUUAUAGACUCUGUUGCGUCGCAACCAUUCAACAUCUCGGUGCUUCAUAUCAGUAAUGCUAUACCUAUAAUGAUCGAUGCAAAUACUGAUUCUCCUUAUGUUGCACAUUCACCACUUCCGUCACACGGUAAUGAUGAUGAUUAUGACUAUGACGAGCCACCAUCCCCACCAUCAUCUGCUCCGGCUGCUGCUGCUGCUAAGGCACCUUCUGGAGUAAAAGCCGACUCAACAAAUGGAGUUUCAGCGAUCAGUCCUCAGUUUCACGUGGCGUUUGCGCUCUUGAUGUCAUCCUUUUGGUUGUUCAUAACGGUCUGGUGA